Debaryomyces tyrocola is the source of this 1635-nucleotide messenger RNA. NCBI's taxonomy places the organism in Eukaryota, Fungi, Ascomycota, Pichiomycetes, Serinales, Debaryomycetaceae. The record is from the annotation of a GenBank genome assembly.
AUGAUGAAGUUAAACUUGAUUAUAUUGAUGCUUAUGGCAAAUUUUGCCGUUACUUAUGGACUUUAUGUGCCUGGGUAUGACCAUUACUUGAAUACUGGUGUGGCUCAAGCAGUACAAAAGGUCUUAUCGUUAAAUCUAUUUCCAAAUUAUAACGAUAAAGUAGAUUCACUUGAUAUUAUAGAACAAUCUGAAUAUGAAAAAUGGUUAGUAACACAAGGAAAUACUUCGUUUCAAGGGAUUUUGAAUAAUAUUGGAGGCAUUAGUGAGUUCCUACAAGAAAAGGAGGUUAGUGAAGGGGCAGUCAUCGCGUCUCCCUCAAAGAAUAAACCAAAUUAUUUCUACCAAUGGGUCAGAGAUGCUGCGUUAACAAUUCGAUCCUUGGUUCAUUAUCUUGAGGACAACAAUACUAAGAACCAGAAGAUAUGUUCCAUAAUUGAAAAAUAUAUUGAAAAUAAUUACCACUUGCAAAGAUUACCGAAUAAUCUGGGGAGGUUUGAUGAUAAUACUCGAUCAGGUUUAGGAGAACCAAAAUUUAUGCCUGAUUGUACAGCUUUCGAUGAGCAUUGGGGGAGACCUCAAAAUGAUGGACCAGGAUUAAGAAUUUCGACAAUUGUUUCCUACCUAAAUUUAAUGGAAAAGUAUGGACUACGCUUGUCUAAUAAGUUUUUGAAAGACGAAAGAUUUAUAUACGACGAAAUCAUUAAACCAGAUUUAUUUUAUAUAGUUAAAAAUUGGAAGAAGGAGAGUUUUGACAUUUGGGAAGAAGUCAAUUCUAUUCAUUUCUUCACAUCUAUGUCCCAAUUAAGAGCUGUUAUAGAUGGACUCAAAUUAGCCAAGAAAUAUGAAGUAGAUAAACAGUUUGUUGGCCAAUUGUAUGAAACUAUCACCAAGUUGAAGCUGUUUAUUGAAGUUGACGCAAGAUUUGCUAUCCCUUCAUCUCUUUAUAUUAUUGAGAUACCAGGCCUAUUUUCUAAUGGUAAAAGAUCAGGACUAGAUGCUGCUGCUUUGCUUGCAAGUAUACAUUCACAUGACCUUGAAGUUGAUGAAUACUCUGAUGUACCGUUUGAUGUUAACGAUUAUCAUAUUUUAAAUACGAUUAAUGCAAUGGCUUCUGACAUGAGGUUUAGGUAUCCAAUAAACCGUGAUAGAAUAGGAAAACCUUCACUUGGUGUUGCGCUAGGUAGAUACCCUGAAGACAUAUAUGAUGGAAUUGGGACAUCAGAGGGCAACCCAUGGUUUAUCGCGACUGCGUCAGCAGCAGAAGUUAUUUUCAAAACGAUUUACAAGCUACUGGAUAGUCAACAGGAUUUGUUGAUUAACGAAUAUAAUCAGGAAUUUUUUAAGUCAUUCAUUAACUUUGAAGCCGACGAUUUAGAAGAAUUUGUCAUUCCAUAUAAUUCCAUCCGGUACAACAAUGCGUUACUUAAUUUAUUUGACUUUGGUGACUCUUUUUUGAAGAUAAUAAAAGACCAUGUUGAUGGAAAUGGUCAUAUGUCUGAACAAUUCAACAAAUAUACGGGCUAUAUGCAAGGUGCUAAGGAUCUAACUUGGAGUUAUAGUGCUUUUUGGAAUGCUUUGAGGUGGAGAAAUAAGACCCUCGAAGUCAUAUCCCAUCACAAUAAUAAUCAGAAUUAG